AUGAUAUAUUUUCUUCCAGGUGUUUGUCCACUAACCAAUGAAGUAUGCAUCAGCCCUCGACCAUGUCGUGAUGUGCUCUCAUUAAUGUACUCAUGCGGAAUGUAUGACUACAGUGGCCAGUUUGCGUUUGGGGUUGGUUUGCCAGCAAAAUCUGGUGCUUCCGGAGCAAUGAUUGUUGUGGUACCAAAUUUGAUGGGCAUCUGCAUGUGGUCACCGCCUUUGGAUCAUAUGGGCAAUAGUAUUCGUGGCGUUAACUUUUGCCAGAAGCUCAUUGAUACAUUCAAUUUCCACAACUACGACAGCCUGUUGCACGCGGACACUAAGAAAAUAGAUCCGCGAAAGCGUGGCGUGCCUCAUGAGUCCGAACUGAUCGUGGAAAUGAUGUUCGCAACAAAGAAAGGCGAUAUUGAUAGCGUUCGAAGGUGA
Messenger RNA from Gongylonema pulchrum, 426 nucleotides. The record is from the annotation of a GenBank genome assembly. Lineage: Eukaryota; Metazoa; Nematoda; Chromadorea; Rhabditida; Gongylonematidae.